Molecule: messenger RNA, 1791 nt
Organism: Fusarium tjaetaba
Lineage: Eukaryota; Fungi; Ascomycota; Sordariomycetes; Hypocreales; Nectriaceae
Product: photosystem II D2
Exons: 3
Coding region: 1-1791 (596 amino acids)
Biological process (GO): transmembrane transport
Cellular component (GO): fungal-type vacuole membrane
Molecular function (GO): transmembrane transporter activity
Source: RefSeq, a predicted model, not a curated record
AUGUCUCUCGCUCAGCAUGUAACCCAGACUGAGGGCUUCGAUUACGAAGGCCCAGCGAAUCCCAGCUAUGAAGGUCCGAGUCAUCCGAGUGUAUCUCCUGAGUUUGUCACAGAAAAUACUCUUGUUCCUGGGGAUGAACGCGAUCAAAGCGGUGACCGAUCAGAAUGGCGACGAUUGAAUUUUGCUCCUGUUGAGAUUGCUAAGAAAUUACCCAACAUUGCUGCUUACAAGGUCUCCAACCUCAAGCGCUACGUUCAGGUAGCGACUGGUAUAAUUGCUUGUUGGUUCGCAGCAGGCAUCGUCUUCGGCUUCGCUGCCCUCAAGCCAAUUCUCAUCAAGGAGGGCAUCUACUCCGAUCUCUGCCCGGUGGUGGACUACAGGAUCCCAUGCGCCGAGCAAGACAUGCGCUUAAACCUUUUGUUCAUCUCAGCUUCAAUCUCUGCGAAUGUUUCUUCUCUUCUGGCCGGCUCUGUCCUUGAUCGCUUCGGUCGACGGGUGUGUUGGCUGGUCUCGAGUGUCCUGCUCGCCCUCGGUUCGUUGAUGAUGGCCAUCUCAUUCUCGCAUCCCGGCUUCCACGGAUAUCUCAUCGGGAACAUCCUCCUAGCUUUCGGUGGCACAUUUAUCUUCGUCUCUAGCUACCAACUAGCCAACGCGUUUCCCAGAUAUUCUGGACUCAUCGUCGCGCUCGUCACCGGCGCCUUUGAUGCCUCGGCUGCAGUGUUUUUGUUCUAUCGCAUGGCUUAUGAUGCUUCCGACGGAUCAUUUUCACUCGACAAAUUCUUUUACGGCUACAUUUCCGUCCCGGUCGCCAUUUUACUGGCUGAAUUCCUGUGGAUGCCAGCGCACUCGUACCAUACCCUUCCGCAACUCGAGCAGAAAAUCGAGCACGCCCAAGACAGCACUCGCGAUCUUCACCAAUCUGAUGAAGAGAUCGAGAAUACAAACGAACUUACCCGCGUCCGAAGUGCGCGAGCCGGCCAGAGAAAGGCAAAGCUUGAGAAGAUUGAGCAACUCGCCGGCGAUCGUCAAGAACGGGGCGAGCGAGUCAGAGAAGAGGAGGGCCGACAGGAAGCCAGUGGUGUUUGGGGUGUUCUCCAUGGAAUGCCAGCUCACCAGCAGAUGAUGACGCCUUGGUUCAUUCUCAUUCUGGUUUUGACUAUCCUCCAGAUGAUUCGCAUGAACUACUUCAUCGCGGGUGUCAGAUCGCAGUAUCGAUACAUGUUGGGCUCCGACAAAGCCGCUGAGCGCAUCAAUGAGUUCUUCGAUGCUGCUCUCCCCAUUGGAGGCGUCGCCGCGACGCCUUUCAUUGGAAUUUUGCUCAACAACCUGAGUGUUCCCGCUACCUUUUUCGUUUUGACGGUAUUUAUCAUCGUGAUUGGAGUCCUGAACUGUAUUCCGAACAUAAUUGCUGGAUACUUCACAGUCGUUGCUUUCGUCUUCUUCCGUCCUCUGUAUUAUUCAGCAGUUUCUGACUACGCCACCAAAGUCUUCGGUUUCGCUACGUUCGGGCGCAUUUACGGAACGGUCACUUGCGUCUCCGGAAUCACGCAGCUCAUUCAGUCCGGACUCGAUGCGCUUACUCAUGGUCCACUACACGAUGACCCAACGCCCGUCAACGCGACUUUGGGCGCCGCUGGAGCCCUGGUAGGGCUUAUCUUGACCAUCUUCAUUACUGUCAAGGGUAGAGUCUUUGUCGAGAAGAGGGUUGACAUGUGGGCCGACGUUGAAAGAGAACGACUCUUGUCAGAAGAUCGGAUCGGAUAUGGAACGGGUCACGAAGUUCAAGAAUAG